AUGAGAGCUUUCAAAUUAGUAGUGAAAUAUCAUGAAAACACCUGGAGUCCAAAUCUUAAGGAGAUUAUAUCAAGUUAUCAUUUGAAAACCAUCGCAUUUUGGCAUUUCGAGAAAACCUCACAAAAAUCUUGGACUGAAGAAACUUUAGUUCAUCAUCUUGUUGCAUUACUUCAGAAGUUCGCAGAAGUUUUGAGAAUACAAAAUCUUCCAAUGUACUUUACGCCAAAAUUUAACUUCCUCGAAGAUGUGCAUGAUCCCGAAGUUACGCUGGACUUAAUGGAAAAGAUUUCACAACUUUCACACAAUUUCUCUGCGAUGUCGGAAGCUGUAAGCAAUCACAAUACUUUAAAAUUUUCCUCGGGGACUGCCUCCGACCAUGAUUACCUUGCAAACUUCUUCGUGACUUUACGUGAAGAAAAAUUGAAAAGAGCGGAUGAAAACGGGGAAGUUGGGUUCACCUUCCACGAUUUCACCGUAGGUAUGAAUGAAUUCGUAAAUAGAUUAAUGUAG
This is a messenger RNA of Paramuricea clavata, 510 nucleotides long. Lineage: Eukaryota; Metazoa; Cnidaria; Anthozoa; Malacalcyonacea; Plexauridae. The record is from the annotation of a GenBank genome assembly.